AAAAAUAAAAAGUGACGUUUAACUUGAAUGACAUCUUUGUUCGUAUUGUUAUUUCAUAUUUGUCAAGUUCAGUUUUUGUGGAAUACAUUUUCCUAUUCCUUAUGAAAAAAAACAUUGAAUGAAUCGUGAAAAAAGUGAUGGUGUAAUUAAGACAAUAAUUACAUUUUUAAAUUACAUGUGACAUGUAAACAAUUGUGUAACAAUAUGAAUCCGUAUAAGGAUAUAGAAGAAAGUUCGUUCGCAGCAUCACCUCACUUAGCUUAUGAGGACAUUGCUACGAAACUGCUUAAGGACCACUACUUCCUGACAGCCUUGGAGCUUCAUACAGAGUUAGUGGAGAGCGGCAAAGAAUUGCCACAACUCAGAGAAUUCUUCUCAAAUCCAGGCAACUUUGAACAACAUGUUUCUAGGGCAUCGGACUUUUCUUCAAUGCACCGAACACCAAGUCAGGCAACACUAGACUCGUUGGAUACUGCAAGGUACUCAGAAGAUGGUGGUGGUGACCGUGGUGGCAGUGGAGGUGAUGUUGCAGUACUGGAAUUUGAGCUGAGGAAAGCAAGAGAGACCAUCAAUGCUCUUAGAGCUAAUCUAACUCAAUUUGCUGAUGGAGAAUCUACCUUGGACAAAAGUUCCAGAGAUUUGUCUGAUCAGAGAUCCUUGAAGCCACAUGAAAAGAGAGCUUUAAACUUCCUUAUAAAUGAAUAUCUUCUCUUACAAGAUUAUAAACUAACUUCCAUAACAUUUUCUGAUGAAAAUCCAGAACAGGAGUUCGAAGACUGGGAUGAUGUUGGUCUCAACAUGCCUCGGCCAGCGGGUCUGGUUUCAUUAUUUCGAGGGAACGGUACCAGUGUUACAACGCCCAAAGAAGAUGCGUCUACGGAAACCAGCUGGGAAACUGUGGAGACGGCUUGUCAAACUGAUAUGGAUGAAACUAAUUUAUGUGUGAGCUGCCAAACUCCACUAGAUCACGAGACUGAUUGGAGUCAUGAGCUCCUUAUCCAAGCUGAAGAGAUAGAAUUACUAAAACAAAAAAUAAUAGCAUUAGAGACUGAAAAAUUGAACUUCCAAAAACUAUAUGAUGCUGCCAUUGUCAGUUUGAAUUCCCUGACGAGCCCAGCGUCUGAGAGCAAGGGAAUCGACCUUCAUAUACCGGAGGACAAAUUGUUAUCUGUGCAAAGAGUGGAACAGGGUUUAGAAGCCAAACCCAUUACUUGCACGGCUUCGGAGAACCACUAUGGAAGCAGUAACUCUACACACAGUGCAACGCCAGAACAAUUUGAAAUGAUCGAUAGUGAAAAGAAUAGUGCAAUUACAAGGAAAGGGUCAAAUAUAAGUUCCUUCGACACUGGGGCGGUCGGAGACAAUAGUACCCGUGACUCACCAUUACGCCGCGGCAGUGUGACAACCCUGGACGAAACGCUGAGUAUCAACGAUGCAGGAGAAUGGACCAGAGUACAUUAUGAGUACAAUAGCAUAGAGACCAAUAGCAAGGAGUUGUGGAUUGAUAGUGGUAUACCGAACGGGCUGAAAGUAUCGAUACUAAACUGGUGUUGUGAGACGUUGAACCUGAACGAGCCUCUAGCAAAUGAUCUGUUGGCUGAGCUAGUGUCUAGUGAGAAACCUAUCACUCUGCCAGGUCUACUUACGUUGGUCGCCGACACGCUGCCUCGGGUGAUACCUCAUACGUUGGUGGGUCGUCGCGGCGAGGCGGCCGCGCUGCUGGCGGCCGUCGCGGCGCUACUGCCGCCCGGGGACGCUCGGCGGGCGCGGGCACUGCACGCCUUACUCACUCUCGUCAAAAAACCUGAUCGAGCUGAUACACAUACUAUAUGUGAAGCAACCUGUCUAAUAGUAAAAUGGGGUGGCAGCGGCGAGGUACUAUCGUCAAUAGCGGAGUUAUUAGCCUCGAGGUCCAUAGAGCGUCGCAUACUGGCCAGUCAGGUCUGCAUGGCUAUAGCUCCGUACGUCCCCAUAGAGCUCUGCACAUCUUUACUUCUAAGCCUCGUCGUACUUAUGUGUGAGUCCAAUGAGCUUGAGAUCAGAACACUGGGACUCAAGUCAGCCUGCCUCAUCUGUCCCGUUGCGGACCACAAGUACAGUCAACUGGAAAGUUUAAUGUUCAAUUUCCUAAAGGAUCCAGUUGAAAAGUGUGUGAAGGAUACUGUUAAUAUAUUUGUACCUGUUCUCGCUAGGAGUGCUUUGAUGGCUGGUAAAUUCUCAACGGACCUGUGCAGUCGUAUCAUGUCGAAUUUAACGAAAGCAAGCAGUGAUAACGAGUGGAAGGCAGUACUGUUAUACCUAGAUGUAUUACGAAUGAUAGUUUUAGCUAAAUUGGCCUACGUAGUCAAUGUACAAAUAGUAAGGGAAGUUACCCUAAAUAACUGUGAUAUACAAAGUUUUAACUUACAAGAAGUACCUCUAGAACAAGAGUAUUUUAUGGAUCUACAGUGCUAUUUCUCGGAAACUGAGGACGCUAAGCUACUCUUGUUGGCAGCUAAUAAUUUAAUUAAGGAGAAACCUGAUGUCAGAUGGGCGGAGUUAAGUUGGUUUAUUAGCACAUUAAAACAAAUACUAGACGUGGUAUCAAACACGAAAGUUUUGAACCACACAUCGAUAUACGAACUCCUUAUAUCCCUGGUCAGCAGUUACGUGGACAAUUUUGGCGUUCCAUUUACUCAAUAUAUAUUAAAACCUAUAUUUAUUGACGUUAUAUCGGAAUUGGAACAUAAGAUGGAAAAACUACAUCCUGUGAAUGUGGAUAGUACUGUGGCAGUUGGUGUAUACUUGAUCACUAUAUUACCUGUGCUCGAUGAUAGUGUACAACAUGCCGAGUUUUUACAGAAAUGGGUAAUGUACAGCAGUAUACGCGGCCUUCCAGUCAAAAUAUUCUCCGUACCUUUGAAAUGGGUGGCGGAGCAUAAAGAAGAAUCUCUAGAUUUUUAUUUGCAGCACCUUAGAGAAUUCGCGGCCAGCAGUUGCGAGAGUUCCAGCGGUAGUACGAUCCGCAUGUACAUCGCGAACCUCAUCACGGAGCUACUGAACGCAACGGAGCUGGCAGAGAGAUGUAUAGAGAGACAACUACUGCCCGCCGUCAUGGCACUGCUACACGAUGAAGAUGUGUCCGUUCGCGAAGAGGCGAUUUCAGCAUGGGGUAGUGUAACGCGGACAUGUUUGAUCCGUGGCCUGGACUGCGAGGCGCAGUGCUGGCCGCCCGUCGAGGACAUGUUGGCCUCCAACCAGGCACUCACUGUCAAAGAAGCAGCGCGAACUGCUGAGGCACUAGCAUUACUCGUACUGCCUACUGUUGAUAACCACGCUGUGUCUGAGAAAGCGGUGUCGCUGCUAUGCGCGCUAUGCGCGGGCGCGGGCGCGCGGGAGUGCGUGGCGGCGCUGACGCCCGGCCUGCAGCUGGCCGUGCACCACUGCAGGCACCAUCCUGCCUUACUGCACGCACUCAGGAAAUUAGAAGAAAACGUACAAUCACCAGCGUUAUCCCAGUACAAGGCCGCCAUCGAAGCUCUCAUACACAACUUGGUGGGCACCGGGGGAAGCGGGGACAUGAUCAGAGAGCCCCCACCACGACCGAACACUAACCUUCAAGCUGCACAGGAGGUCGGAAGAAGAGUCACACAGAUAUUCCAACAAUCAAAAUCGAAUAUGAACUUACAGAACAUUUUUAAGAAGAAAACUUAACGGUAAUUGCUUUAAUGUUAUAAAUUGUAGGAAGAAAAUACUUUACUUUGCUGUUUUAUUGCAUUUU
Messenger RNA from Spodoptera exigua (beet armyworm), 3760 nucleotides. Lineage: Eukaryota; Metazoa; Arthropoda; Insecta; Lepidoptera; Noctuidae. The record is from the annotation of a GenBank genome assembly.